Yamadazyma tenuis ATCC 10573 is the source of this 2230-nucleotide messenger RNA. RefSeq names its product gamma-glutamyltransferase (gene CIS2). NCBI's taxonomy places the organism in Eukaryota, Fungi, Ascomycota, Pichiomycetes, Serinales, Debaryomycetaceae. Gene Ontology annotation, biological process: glutathione catabolic process. Gene Ontology annotation, molecular function: glutathione gamma-glutamate hydrolase. Gene Ontology annotation, cellular component: fungal-type vacuole; plasma membrane. The record is from RefSeq and is a predicted model, not a curated record.
CCAAAGGACCCGCCUUAACUUUGAUUUCUUGACAUUCUCGAAGCUUUUGUUCAAGCACAGUAUAAAGUGGCCGGGGUAAGUCAUUCUUCCCGAGAACGUACACCGACUUAGAAGGAAUGUCAUUCAUUGCAACCCGAUGUUGGAAAAUUCUUGAAAAAAACCGAGUAGAGCCAUCUGAACAACCUCCUAGAUGUCCUACUUUGAAUCCCAGUACAGAUCACCUCCACAUUGGGCGCCAUGCUAUGGUCAGCAGUGACGUUGAUUUGUGUUCUACUAUGGGUAAGGAGAUCUUAUUGAGAGGAGGAAAUGCCGCCGAUGCCAGUGUAACUGUUGCAUUAUGUGUUGGAAGUAUCAAUUCUGGUUCUUCUGGUAUUGGUGGCGGUGGAUUCAUUGUCAGCUCACUGAACUCAACCAAGAAAGUGCUCAGCAUCGACGCCCGUGAAAUGGCCCCUGGUAUGGCAUACUCAAGUAUGUUUGAAAAGAACCCAGUACUUUCAGUAGUGGGAGGAUUGAGCAACGGUAUUCCCGGAGAGCUAAAGGGGUUAGAUGUGUUGUUUCAUACCCACGGAUCCGGAAAUUUGACCUGGGCUGAAGUGAUUGAGCCAGUUAUUAGAUUGAAUAGAGAUGGCUUUGAAUGUACUCUCUCUCUCGAGGUCACAAUUCAGGCACUACAUGAUCGGUACUUUACCAAGAUCCCUGAUUUGGCCAAAUCAUGGGACUUUAUUUAUAACGAAGAUGGAAGUCUUAAGAAAGUUGGUCAAUUGGUUCAAAGGCAAAAUUUAGCUAGGACCUUGGAAUUGGUUGCUCAAAACGGGUCACUGGCAAUUUUCUACGACCCAAAUGGUCCAAUUGUACCCCAUUUAAUUGAGGCAAAUAACAAAUGGGGUGGGCUAUUUACAUCCAAAGACUUUGCAUUGUAUGAAACCAAAGUUGAAGAUGCCCUUUCAUACAAAUUUGGCGACUUGGAAGUGUACACCACCAGUGGUAUAAGUUCUGGAAUCGUGCUCAUAGCCGGAUUAAAUCUAUAUCUGAAGUUACAAAAGGCUACUGAUGCUCUGUAUCUUCAAAUCCACAAAUUCAUAGAAACCAUGAAAUGGAUGGCAUCUGCCAGAACUCGCCUUGGUGAUACCAGGACCUCAGAAGAGUAUCAAGAAAUUGUACUGAACUAUACUUCAGAUAGUUGGAGUGAAGAUAUCAGAGACAACAAGUACUUUGACACCCAAACCUUCCAUUGGUCUCACUACGAUCCUUUAUUCCAGACCAGCGAAUCUCAUGGAACCACACAUUUUUCAGUCCUAGACGACCAGGAUAAUGGAGUAGGAAUGACCAGCACCGUCAAUUUGUUGUUUGGGUCUAUUGUAUAUGACCCCAUAACCGGAGUUAUCUUGAAUAAUGAGAUGGAUGACUUUCUGACCAAGUCCUACAACAACUCAUUUCAGCUCCAGCCUUCGAAAUUCAACACUGUUCAACCAUAUAAUAGACCUUUAUCAUCAGCUGCCCCCACUAUCAUUAUGGAGAAUGGAAUUCCUAUUUUCCUCGUUGGAGCCGCUGGAGGCUCACGAAUCACCACUGCUGUUUUACAAGCAAUAAUGCGAGUGUUCAAUUUCAAUUCAGACCUCCUUCUGGCCAUAGCUAACCCUCGUUUGCAUCAUCAACUUCUCCCGAAUUACGUGCUCCUUGAGAACAUCACAUUAACCAGUGAGGAGCUUGGAUACGGAGUACUUGAACAACUUGAAGGCUUGGGCCAUACGUUCCAGGAGACGGGAGUUGAGACCACAAUGAAUGCUAUUCACCGGGUACGGGACACUAUCCACGGUGUGGCUGACUUUUGGAGAAAGUUUGGUGAAGCUGAUGGGUAUUAGGAUUUUUUUUUGCACUAUGGCAAACACCGAAAACUCAAUGCGGGACUAUCAAUAUACUUCAAUCGACCAAAGGACAUGUCUUUGACCAAUCAGGCAACAUAUAGUCUUUAUGCACGAUAGAACCAGUAGUUACCUGAGAGCUCCGGCUUAUUAAAUAAGGUGGUUCCGUUUAUCCUUAUCUGAUGGUUCCUUUGGACCAUUGCGGAUAUCGCCUGGAUAAAUAAUAUGGAGAUUAGAGUUGACCGGAGUCAAAAAUACAACACGAGAUUUUGCCACUUCCCGAGAUACGUGGCACUCACCUGAUAUAUAUAAUAGCUGGAGUUACAAUUGUAGGUAUAUGUCCCCACAAUACACGUAAAUAUCCCAUA